Anopheles nili is the source of this 1722-nucleotide messenger RNA. RefSeq lists its product as uncharacterized. The transcript has 2 exons. Lineage: Eukaryota; Metazoa; Arthropoda; Insecta; Diptera; Culicidae. The record is from RefSeq and is a predicted model, not a curated record.
AUGAAAGAAUCUGCUUGUAAUCGUUUGAUUGUGAUUGUUUGUAUUAUCGGUCACCAUGCCCUAGAUGCAUACGCUAGUUCAUGGGAGGCAUUUUCGUUAGUCCGUCAUGUAAUUGAUCGAAUAGUGGAAGAUCGUACACAAAUUCAUGAUUUAUUAUGCGUAAAUUGUGAUGAAACAGUAUUCGAAGAUGUAAUAGUUAGACUCCAUAGGGAAUAUCCAUAUGUCGCAGUGAGUCGUAUUAGUUCAGUGUCGAAGUCCGUGGGACUAACUUCGCAUUUUAGUACAAUAAAACGCAAACCAUCCUUGGUAAUGCAAAUUUGUGUGAAUGAAUGACAUUGCCGUUGGGGUGGUUCGCUUUGGUUAAAAAAUCCUGUUAAAUAUGCCAUAUUUGUUCAGUUUUUUUCUGGUGUUUCUGAUUUUCAUAUUACUAGGCAUUCCAUCGAACUGAAAAAGAGUGGUAUUUUAAAAGUGUUACAAUACAUCACUCCCCGUGAUAACGAGACAAAGGCAAAUGUUAUUAUUACUGGAGCAUUAGUGCACAAACCUAUCAAGGUUAAUAAUAGUUUAGAAGCGAAACAACGAUUGUUUGAUGAUACGUUGACGAAUUUUCGUAACUUUAUAUACAAAAUAGGUUUCGUUCCAAUAUUUUCACAUAUGUACUACACGAAACAUGGAAUAAAAAGUGAAGAAACGGCUCACUUUUUGACAAUACUCAAAACUCAAGGAGCAAGAUAUCGUCUUCAUAAAGAAAAGGAAUUCCAGAAGCUAUUGGCGAAACUACUGGCUGGAGAAAUUCAUGUGUUAUUAAACCCAGUAGAUAUGGUUGGAAAUUUCUUUGAAAUUGCGUAUUGGAAAGAUUUUCAACAGUUUUGUAUCAUACUACCGCGCCGUUACGAUCGGAUGCAUUUGCUGAUAUUACUUGCUCCAUUCAAAUGGGAAGUUUGGGCUGUGAUUGGUGGUGUUUUAGUAGUUGCUCAGUUAGCCGGUUUGUUGUUUCCCAACAGAGUAUCACGUAAUCUGAUAGUUAAGUAUAUUUUUGGUACUAGUAAGCCUGAACAUAAAUUAUCAACACCUUACCGUUUAAUCACUUGCGCUAUUGCUGUGCUCAUCUUUUUAUUGAGCGAAACAUACCAAGCUAUUCUUCUUUCGCAUAUGUCUGCAGACCCAUUCAUGAAAAAUCCCGAGACAGUAGAGGAAUUCGUUGCACAAAACCGAAGUCUCUUUGUACAGAAAGGAUUGAAAUAUGAGUUGCCAAGGGCAGUAAAUCAUGUGGUUAGAGAAUUGAAUGUAAUGGAUGUAAAUACAUUAGUACACAACGCAUCAGUAGCGAGGUGCGAUCUUCCCCAUUUUGUCAACUCCAAUCCGUUUAAUCAGAAACUACCGUCAAAUGUCGAGCUUAUAGUAAUUAAACCGAGGGUAUUCCAUCGUGUAAAACAUAUUGUCUUUAGUUGGCAAUGUCCAGCUGUCAGACAGUAUCAAAGAUAUAUGGAUAUCAUGUUAGAGGUAGGACUGUAUCAGAAAGAACUUCGGAAAUGGGUUUAUAGUAAAAAGUAUGCCUAUCAAAAACAAAAAUUCAAUGAGUUAAUAUUUUUGACAGAUGAUCUUAUUCCUGUAUGGGAGCUGUUAGCAACAGGAUUGGGAAUUGGUUUUGGAUGCUUUUUGUUGGAAAACGUUGUAUGCAAACUGUUAGGUUCUAAUGGACAAUUUAAAAAGAAAAAUUAG